CCUCACCACCACUUUGAGCGAAGCAAGAGGUCGCCAUUCAGCAGCUUAGCAUUUCAGACGCCUAGCUCUGGGAUUUGACAUCGCUUGUUAGCCACAAAGCCUCACCAUGGCCACAUCGCCUCCUUCUGGCCCUGACGCUGGGCAGCAGCAGCAGCAGCCGUGGUCCCCAUCGUCUAUGCGCGUCAUGAAGGACGAACCAAUGGACGAGGCAGUGCCAGCAGCAGCUCAACCUCAGGCAAGUUCAUCCACAUCACAAUCGCAACACCCGUUCAGGGCACCUACACUGCCUGGUCCUUCCGCAUCUUCUUCAUCGUCAUCAGCAGCAGCAGCUGCAGCUGCAGCACCGCCGCCGACUUCAGCCUUCCAACCGCCCGAGCCUUCUGCCCCGACCGCCGGUCCCGCUCAGCCACAAGGUUCCACCGCCCCUUCGUCAACCAACGAUCCCAUCCGACCAGCAACAGAUCCCUCUCUCGAGGCACACGAGAAUCGCCGUCGAGCGUUGCUCAAGCGUCAAGAUGAAGACCAGAGAAAAGAUCGCACAUUGGCUGAGCUACUGCGCAUGCUCGACUCGUACACUCCCGUGAUCCCAGAUGAGGUGACGGAUUACUACUUGCAGCGGAGCGGAUUUGAAAGCGGCGAUGCAAGAUUGAAUCGCCUCCUCUCCCUAACGACCGAAAAAUUCCUGGCAGACAUCGUCUCGGACGCCUAUCAGUACUCGCGCAUCCGCUCUAGCUCUUCGACGACGACAGGCGCAGCUGCUGGUGCGGCGGCUGUGGCGGCUCAGCAGCAACAGCAGCAGCAAGGCCCAGGGGCAGGUCAACAGAGCCAGCAGCAGCGACAAGCUGGGGAAGACCGUAAUCGUACGGUGCUCACUAUGGAUGAUCUGUCGGCCGCCCUGGCUGAGUACGGGGUGAAUGCGAGGAGGUCAGAUAGUUAUCGCUAGGGAGGAGAAGACUAGAAGGGGGAGCAAGGGAGGCCAAUCAGCUCAAGAGAACGAUUUUCCAAAGUCUGGUAGGCUGCACUUCUCCGCAAGGUAGAUGCUCACAUGAGCUGUAUUUGUACUGAAUCGAGAAAAUGCAUUGGAAUCAUGACAAGCGAAA
Molecule: messenger RNA, 1100 nt
Organism: Jaminaea rosea
Lineage: Eukaryota; Fungi; Basidiomycota; Exobasidiomycetes; Microstromatales
Product: transcription initiation factor IID, TAF10 subunit
Exons: 2
Coding region: 107-943 (278 amino acids)
Biological process (GO): transcription initiation at RNA polymerase II promoter
Cellular component (GO): transcription factor TFIID complex; nucleus; SAGA complex
Molecular function (GO): RNA polymerase II general transcription initiation factor activity; promoter-specific chromatin binding
Source: RefSeq, a predicted model, not a curated record